AUGUCUUCGCACACGACAGCGCCUAUUUCUGAGCCAUCAGCUUCGGGAGACAAUGCCAUCAUCGAUUCGCAAUGGCUACUUCUUGGCCAACCGAUUGGCGAGGGAGGUUCAAGGGCAACAGUUUUCCAUGCAGAGUACACCUAUGCAUACCAAAAGAAGAUGAGUGUGGCCGUGAAGAAAUGGCGACUUGCAGGCAAGGAUGGCAAGCGUGUGUCACCACGGUCCUUGACAACAACACGUGCUAGCUUCAUCACGGAGCUAGCGCAUCUGAAAGCCUUUCGGCAUCCGAACAUUAUAGAUCUAUACGGCUGGAACCCUGAACCGAAGGAUGAUGAGGAUUCGUUCUACAUCGUGAUGGAGUUUGCCGCAUUAGGGUCUCUGAGCACGUGCCUUUCGACACGAAGGGAAGAGUUUUCCUGGCACAAGCUCGGCCUCCGGACAUGUCUGCACGUGUGCCGCGCCUUGGAGUACAUACAUUCCAAGAACAGGGCGCAUUUUGAUGUGAAGCCUUCCAACGUACUUAUCUUCAGUGACAACGUGGCAAAACUUGCCGACUUUGGUCUGGCAAAGUCAGUCUUUGAGUCUAGCACAAAUCAAGCUAGUUGCACGACCGAGUAUGCUGCUCCGGAGAUUCUGGAAGCUAAGAAGGGCAGCAAGCGUAGUGACAUCUUUAGUUUUGGAUUGCUGCUUAGAGUGGUCUACAACCAGGAUACAUCAAAUCCGCGUGCCAUGCAGCUGGCUGGAGAUUGCCCAGAAAGUCUGAGCGACAUGGUCACAAGGUGUCUGUCUCCCAAACCAGCAGAUCGACCAAUGUCAAAAAACUUGGUGCUCUCACUGCAAUAUAUGGCAGGGGUGCAGCUGCAUUCGCACAGCCCGGUUGCAAGUCGAGAUGCAGAUGGCCUGGCCGAUGCCGUGACAGAUGGGUAUGAGGCCCUUUUAUCAAGCAGCGAGUAUGAUCUUCCCCACACUCCGGUUGGAUGUUUGGGUGCUUGUUGCCGCUCAUUGUGGCAGCGCUCUUCUAGACCGCCAUAUGUGGAGACUGAAUUGGAAAACAUGCGUACCCUGCAACUUGAGAGCUUCGGCGCUCGUGGUCGCUCACUUCAGCUGCGAAGACGCUGCGUUUUGCUCGUAGUCUGUUCGCUGCUGCUACUUGUCCUGGCAUGGUGUAUUUGGGCCAGUGUUUCGCGAACGGCAGUACCGCUGGUUCCACCAGCGUUGGGGAGUACAACAACGGUGACGGCAACAACCCAGACGACAACUUCCACAAGAACUGCUACGACUUUGACAGCAACAACUGCGACAGCCACGACAACUCUCAGGACUCUGUGCUUAGCUGGUGUAAUUCACAAUUUGGGACCGAAGGUCCCAUGUGACACAUGUUUCAAGCCUGAGCCUGAUGAUUUGGCAAGAUUACAAAACAAUAUUUCUUUGCUGCAACAAGCUAGCCGUCUGCCUCCCAGUCUCACGGGUCUGACGGGCGCACCGGCUCCAUGGGUAUAUGGUAUCCUGGGCAAACCUGAGAAUGACAGUCUGACUUCUGGGUAUGAGGAGUAUGUGCAGGACCUUUCACGCUUGCAGCUCACAGGCACUUAUGCCAUCGUGUGGAAACUAGAUGGGAGCUCGUUGCAAAGCUUGACGCGGGAUUUGCGGAGUUUGCUUCGCGCGCUGGAUCCAGCUCACCAUGCCACACGCACGGUGAGACAUGCCUUCCACAACAUCACAAUGUCGAAACUGGGAGAGCUGGAUAUGUUUCUAUUAAAUUCAGGCAUUCUUGAUCUUGGCGUGGAAAUUGGCGUGGGAUCGACGAGGACUUGUGUUUUCGGCCGACCCAAGGCAGAUGGCCUCAUACCAAGGUGGAACAAGGAAAACCCCAACCAGGCGCUGCUGGAAGGCGACUACAUAACCGACAUCAAUGGAUUGGGAGUAAUAUCCGUGCCACAAUCAGCGAUUGGCUCUAAACGAUCCUUUCCGAGUCUUUGCCCGGACUUGCUGAAGGACUUAUUUCGAACUGGGCGAAGCACGAAUUUCACAGUUUGCCGUUCAGCAUCACGGUUCAAAUUCUACCACGGAGAAGAGGGGCAUGGUCCGACGUGGUGUGGUGGCAUGACAGACUGGGAUCUGACACCAGAAGUUCUCGAAGCUUUAGGCGGACAGCUGAGCCUAUGCGGUCCUUGGCUCCUCCUUCUAACCAACAUGACACAUGAUGUCUUUGAUGCGCUUUUCUCGAUGAUUUUGCCUGCUUUCGCGACGCCUGCCGGAAGCGGGGUAAUCUUCAACGCGCCAGAUAUGUAUGCUUUCAAGUUGGAAAUAUGGAGUGCCACUUGUGUGUGCACAUCAAAAUCAACAUCGAUGUAUACCAAUUGCAUCCAGCCGAGUGGCUGGACGAGAUCUUGUAAUCAUCAUUGGCGUGAUGUGCAGCUUGGAGGCAUUUUUUGCCCAGGGCCUACGAACCCCUUUGGGCAACCUUGUGGCCCGCAUGCUGGGUUUCGGUAG
Symbiodinium natans is the source of this 2493-nucleotide messenger RNA. Lineage: Eukaryota; Dinophyceae; Suessiales; Symbiodiniaceae. The record is from the annotation of a GenBank genome assembly.